CAAGCGACCAGCGCGCAGCGCGCGCUCGACGUGUGGCCGGGCCGCGGAGUCAUUUGGCAGCCGGCCGCAGCUCUCGUUGAAGCUGACCGGGUCGUGGGAAGCGGACGUGGACUCCUUGCGUGACAACAGACAGCGUCGCUACGGCAAGACUUGACUCCAGUUCCAAGUUCAGCCAUCGAGUAGAGUCCGUCCCGUCGCUGGUGUUUGCAGCCAUGACCAACUCUCCGUGGGCUCAACCAGUCUUCAUGCAAGGCGCUGGCAGCACUGACAUCAAGAUGGAAGCCAUCCUGGCCAAACUUCUCGUCGCGGACAACGAAGUUAUUCAGAAAGGUACCGCAGAACUGCGAGAAGCAUUCCAGAAACCAGGUGUCAUCCUAGAGUUGUGCAACGUAGUUGUAUCAUCCACGGACCCCCAGAUCAGGCAAUAUGCUGCAGUCUUGCUACGUAAGAGGCUCUCGAAGUCGAAACACUGGGCCAAGCUCUCGCCGGAGGAGAAAAAUGCUGUCAAACAGGGUAUUCUCCCAGCGCUUGUCAACGAAUCUGAAAAAUCUGUCAGGAACAGCAUUGCCCAAUUCAUUGGCUCGAUCAUGAAGCAUGAGCUUCAUAACAACUCAUGGCCUGAGUUGCUGCUGUUUGUUCAGCAGUUAAAUACAAGUCAAAAUUUGCAGGAAAGAGAGCUGGGGAUGAGUACCUUAGAUGUUUUUACUGAAGUAGCGCCGAAACAGUUUUUGGCCCAAUCAGCCGCUCUGUGUCAAUUGAUUGGUGCCACAUUGAAGAGUGCAGGAGAACAAGACCUGGCCUCUCCGAUCGUCUAUCAUGCCUUUAGGACUCUUACCAAUAUGACAGUUGUUGCUGACCAAGAUCAACCUCUAAUCAAUAUGUUCAAUGAGGCAAUUCCCCUCUCUUUGCAAGUUGUAGCUGCUCUUGCUCAAGUUGAUGAAUCUAAAGCUGUGAAGGUGAUGGAGUUUAUUGAUGGGCUACUUGACUGUGUCAUCCAAGUAGUUUUACCUCAUGUGAAAACCAUAGUUACAACAUGCCUUCAGAUUGCUAAAGUAACAACCAUCGGCGAUGAAAUUCGUAUUAAAGCUUUGAGCUUCAUUGGCGAGAUUGUUUCAAGAAAGAAAAAGGUCAUCAUUAAAAAUAAUUUAAUGAAGCCUAUCAUUGACGUUCUCUUUGAGUUGAUGAGCACUCCACCAGAAGAUGACGAGCAGGAAGAGUACUUUGUUGAUGAUGAUGACGAAGAGACACCCACAACAGUUGCCAAUCAAACCUUGGACAUGUUAGCACUUCACUUACCUCCUGAGAAAUUCCUUCCUCACAUUCUGGAACAUGUGGAGCCUGCUCUCACUGGAACCAGCUUGUAUGCGAAAAAAGCGGCUUAUCUUGCCAUGGCUGUUCUUGUUGAGGGUUGCAGUGAAUACAUCCGCAACAAAUACAUUGAGCAGUUCUUGAAGUGUGUUUGCACAGGGAUUACUGAUAAUGCAGGAGUUGUUAGAAAUGCUGCCCUCUUUGCUCUGGGUCAGUUCUCUGAACAUCUUCAGCCGGAAAUUGCUGAGUAUCAUGAGCAGCUCCUUCCAGUGCUGUUCCAGUAUUUGCAGCAGUUGUGCACCAGGAUUAAUCAGCAAGGUGAAGGUUCCAAGGAGCCUGCUGGCAUAGAUCGUAUGUUCUACGCUCUUGAGAUGUUCUGUGAGAAUUUGGGCGACAGACUGGUGCCUUACUUGCCAGUUCUUAUGGAAAGCUUGUUCGUCUCUCUGACACCUACCAACUCAGUGCAUCUACGAGAGCUUGCCAUUAGUGCUAUUGGCGCUGCAGCCAAUGCUGCGAAGGAAGAAAUGGUUCCGUAUUUCCCAAGAAUUAUGGAAAAUUUGAAAAUGUACCUAGUGGAAGAGCAGCCAACAGAAACCUUGUGCUUACAAAUUCAAGCUGUUGAUACCUUGGGGGUGCUGGCUAGAACUGUUGGUGAAGACACAUUUAAGGCACUUUCUCAGGAAAGCUUACAGUUGGCACUUGCUCUGCUGAAGAAGGUUGAUGAUCCUGAUUUGCGCAAGAGUGUCUAUGGGCUUCUGGCCUCCAUUAGUUCGGUCAUCAAAUCAGAAGUGGGCGUUGUUCUGCCAGAGGUAGUACAAACUAUGUUGAAUUCCAUCAAAAGUCAGGAGGGCAUUCUCACCGAAUACAAGGACGAUGAAGAGAAUGCAGCAUUCCCUGUGUACGAUGACCUCAGUGAUGAAGAUGCGGAAGAAGAUAUCGAGAACUCUGAAUCAAGUGAUGACGAUUUAGAUGUCAGCUGUUUCAAUGUUGAGAAUGCUUUUAUGGAAGAAAAAGAGGAGGCCUGUUUAGCACUUGGUGAAUUGGCAAGACAAGCUGGAAUCGCAUUCAUGCCUUACAUGGAUCAGUGUUUCGAUGAAGUUCUUAAAAUGAUUCAAUUCCCUCAUAGUGAUAUUCGGCGUGCAGCUAUUGAUGCAUUGGCCAAUUUUUGUAUUAGUUUAACAUCAAUACAAAAUGAGCAAGGCAACCAGGCUCUUCUAAAAGCACUGUCCAUUCUUGUGCCCAAGUGCUCAGAAUUGAUUCAUGCUGACCAAGAUCGUGAUGUUGUCAUGUCUGCUCUCGAUGCCUACUCUGAAAUGCUUUCCGAGUUGAAAGGCACUGUCCUAAUCGGUGAUGGACAUAGAGAGGCGAUAAUAAAUUGCAUCCGUGAUGUUUUAACAUACAAAACAGAGUGUCAAGAUGAGGAUGAAGCUGGAAAUGUCCCUGAUGAGGAUGAUGAAGAUGCAGAGCAAGAUGAGUUGUUGCUCCAAUAUGCUGGUAAUAUUGUUCCCCAACUGGGCAAAGCUAUGACUCAUGAAGAAUUCGCUCAGUACUUCAAAACUGUUCUGCCUCUGUUUUUGGCCAAGAUGAAAAAAAACAGCACUGUAGCACAGCGCUCAUUUGGAGUGGGUACGAUUGCUGAAUGCAUGGAACCACUUGGCCCAUGUGCUGGUCAUUUUAUUCCCGAGUUGCUUCCACUAGUUUUGCAAAUGUCCCAAGAUAACCAUGAGGAAGUGCGUAACAAUGCCAUUUACGGACUGGGUGAACUUGUCCUGCACGCUAAAGAAGUCACAUAUCCAUACUUCCCACAAAUCCUCCAAGUUUUGUCUGGUGCAGUUGCAAAUGAGAAGCAUCCUGGAACCUUAGACAACAUCUGUGGAGCUCUCUGCCGGAUGAUCAUUACAAAUGUCGAAGCUAUUCCCAUCAAUGAUGUCUUCCCGGUAUUUAUUCAGCAUUUGCCUCUUCGCCAAGACUUUGAAGAGAACAAGAUGGUAUUCAAGUGUUUGAGUCUUCUCUAUGAAAUGGGACAUCAAGCAUUACUGUCCCAAAUUAUCCCUGUUCUGAAAGUUACAAUGGUGGUUUUGUACAAAGCACAGCAUCCUGAUAAAGAAACUCAGGAAAGAGUGAUUGUCCUGUUGAGCAACAUCAAGAGAGACUUCCCUGCAGAGUUUAAUCAAGCUCAAAGUGAACUUACACCAAAGCAACUGGAAACCUUAAGCAAACGCCUUGCGGCUGCUUCAUCUUAAGCUUUAAAUCAUGUUCUUUUGGACAUUUUAUCUGUCCAUGUUAUUUAUUAUGUGUUAAUUUUGUUAGGAAACUGCUACCAGCAGUUGUUUUAUUACGCUUUUCUAAAUUGUUAUAAUAAAACAUCAUUUAAAAAAUUC
Messenger RNA from Thrips palmi, 3689 nucleotides. RefSeq names its product importin-4-like. Gene Ontology annotation, molecular function: nuclear import signal receptor activity; small GTPase binding. Gene Ontology annotation, cellular component: nucleus; cytoplasm. The coding region runs from base 213 to 3551 and encodes 1112 amino acids. NCBI's taxonomy places the organism in Eukaryota, Metazoa, Arthropoda, Insecta, Thysanoptera, Thripidae. The transcript is spliced from 14 exons. The record is from RefSeq and is a predicted model, not a curated record. Gene Ontology annotation, biological process: protein import into nucleus.